ACCUGAAGCAUUCAAGACUCUCAAUAGGGAUAAAGAGAAAGUAAUGUUAUUACUAAGAAAGGGGGUAUACCCAUAUGAUUGGGUAGAUUCACCUGAAAAAUUUAAUCUAAAAGAACUCCCCUCAAUAGAAUGCUUCCAUAGUACUCUUGGGGGUAAUAUAACACUAGAAGACUAUGAACAUGCUAAUAUAGUAUGGAAAAAAUUCGAGUCUUUCUGGGAUACUGCAAUGGAAAAUUAUGAACAUUUCCAGUCUUCAUUGGAGUAA
Molecule: messenger RNA, 265 nt
Organism: Entrophospora candida
Lineage: Eukaryota; Fungi; Glomeromycota; Glomeromycetes; Entrophosporales; Entrophosporaceae
Source: the annotation of a GenBank genome assembly